AUGCGCCCUGAAGCUACAGCGCAUCGCGUUUCGUUGUGUUGCGUUGCGUGCAGGUGCAUUCCCUCAAGUCAAGUACCUAAUUCCGUACAAUACAUGUUGAAUGCUUACGUCAAUUUAACGAUGAAAUCAUUUUGUACUUGUUACACAUCUACAACUUCGCUUUCUACACAAACCACUUCCAACAUUUUGUCGCAAUAAGGUCCAUCAGAAAUACCAAGAUAGCUACCUGCUACCUAAUUACCCAUGGGCUGAUUAGAUUUCCCACAGUCCUCUCUCGACGAGGAUCAUGACGUUCCUGACUUAUACAUAUUCAGCGGCCAAACGCCACCGGCUACAUGUAUAACCAACAUGUAUAACCAACAUAAAAUAAUGAGGAGACUAUUAGGUCGCCAGAAUCCCGAAUCUCCUGGUGACGGCAAUCUCGGUGUCACCAGCUCGCCAGUUCCCCAGCUCUACCGACCUAAUGCCUCCCAAGACGCCGUAUAUUCUUCCUCCGUACCCGUAGCCUGUCUCGACAGAUCCGCUGAUGGCCAGACUGCCGUGCUGGGCGGUCGCCAUAUACUGAAAACAAUUCAUUUCGAUGGUCUUCAGAUCAAGGAGGGUAUUGACGUCCGUUCUAUCAUUACCGCGCAAUUUGCAAACAAGAGCAAUGCUGCGACAAGUUUAGUUUCCGACCAGCUUUCGAUCAAGGAUGUAAAGUUAGCCUCUAACCAUGGCAACAAUCUCACCUUAUUCACGGCGUGCGCCAAUGGAAAAAUCUUUAUGUACGAUGUCAGCCGGUUGGGGCUGGGUGCUCCCCUGGAACCUAUUCAGACUAGGGAAGAUUCGCGACAGGUGAAUACUCUCGAUUUCAACCCGCAUCGGGGAACGUGGCUGUUAUCGGGAGGCCAGGAUGGCACGGUACGCUGUUUCGAUGUGAAAGCACCCAUAACAGGACGAAGCGGUCCAACAUUCCGCACCUUCCAGGCUUUCCGCUGCAAUGCCGAUGGGGUUAGCGAUGUGAAGUGGUCGCCCAAGGACGGCAUGGUUUUUGCUUGCGCCACAGAUUCCGGGGUCGUCUUGAAAUGGGACGUUCGAAAAUACAAUGCGCCUUUAUUAAAAAUAAAUGCCCACGAUACCCAGAAGGGAGCAUCGUCUAUCUCGUGGCAUGCAGAUGGGGAUCAUCUGAUUAGCGGAGGGUUGGAUAGCAAGUGCCAUGUCUGGGACUUGUCCAAGAAUGCGGAGAAGAGACAAAAGCCUAAGUGGACGAUCAACGUCCCAGCUCCAGUUACCACCGUUGCGUGGCGACCCGGUCUGUGGUCCGCUACUGCACAAGGGCGCCGAGCCGCCCAGGUUGCCGUAUCAUACGAUGAAGGCGGACGCGUUAAGAAGUACGGCAUCAGCUCCGUGCAUAUAUGGGAUUUAGCACGCCCGACGAUGCCGUACAAAGAAAUCGACAUAUUUGAGAGUUCACCCAGCGCUCUGCUCUGGCAUAACCAGGACCUACUGUGGACAGCAGGUCCCGAUGGCUUUGCGCAAUGCGACGUUGCAUUCGCCCCCAAGGUAAUGGAUCGCCAACCCCUCUCAAAUGUCGCUUUCUCUGCCAGGGGUGAGGCGCUUAUGUUUCUUGAAGAGAGAGUGCAUUUGCCUCGACCACGUCCGACAGUAAUUGCACAUAAAGGGUUGCCUACUUCGUCCCACAGUUCCAGUCCUACUGGGCAGAUGCUGAGCAUCAGUCGUAGCGACUCGGAAGAAGAUGUAAUCGGUAGCUUCCUCGGCACAAGACGCAAUGUGCCCGAGAAGCGACGAGUAAACAAUAAAACAGCUAGUACUUUAAGUACAACACCUCCAUCUGGUCCUGGCGCAGAGGACCAAGUUAUCCCGUUAGAUCAAGCCAUGAAGAUAACAGGCCCGUAUAAGCCGCACCAAAUCAUGGCAAUUGGUCAAAUACCCGCCGCCCCCAAGUUGCAUAUGUAUAGUUAUCUAUCCCGACAAUACCUUGAGAUUAUCAAGCAGGAUCUUCCGCAUGCCGAGGGCGAUCGACCUUUAAAUGAAAGGGUUGCAGGAAUCCUCGAAAGGUAUGCGCGAGCUUCCGAGAGUGUCAGUCAAUUUCGACUCGCACAGACAUGGCGAAUAUUAUCGUAUGCCAUUGGUCUACUCUUAAGCCGCAGGUCUCAAUACCACCUAAAGCAGCGCCAGGUGCGCCGUGAGAAUUUAUUAUUGAAUAACGAUAAAGACAUCCCGCAUAUUCGAUUCGCAUUUUCGAAUGGGGACGCGUCCCCGCGAAUAGGAAUUGACGGGGAAGACACUCCGAGAAAGCCACCGUCCGUGUCAUCUCUGGAGAGUCGUCACCCCAUAGGGAAAUCAUUGCUCACUGAGGAGAUAGAUAGCGAGUCUAACUUACCUACACCUUUAGCUCUCCCUGUCAAAGAACACGCAAGCCACAGCCACGAACACGGUUCGAGCAAGAUGCUGACUCCAGUUCUAGAAAUGGAAAGUUUUAAUUUGCCACCUUCUGUUCUCCCAGAGGGCCCUAUCCCUCGAAAGAGACUUAAUUCUAGCACUCUUUCAACCUUCAGCCAAGAUAGCAAAAUAUCUAGUACGGAAGGAUAUGAUUUCUACGACAUGGAAGCCAUCGAGAAUAUUCCAAAGGCGAUCGAUGUUCCGAAAAGGAGGGAACCACUGGGUCACGACUAUACAGAACCAAACUCGCUGAACGCACCACGAAGACCCAUCCGGCAGGAUUCGGAUGAGAAUUAUGCACAGUUAUUCUGCUUGUCAGAUACUAGCAGACAAACAUCGUUUCUUACGUGUUCAUCUAAUAGUAGUGCCCAUAUCUCUCGGAGAGUGGAGCAUAUUAGUGAGAGUUUAGGGAAGGGAGAGGGGGAAUACGGAAGUAGAAUCCGAGGUAGACGUAUCGAAGAUUCCCCCGAAAGCGUGAAAUAUCCAAUACGGCAUUCUGUGGAAAGGCAGGAUUCCGAUCUCACAGAUGACUUAAAAAUAUCUCAGGCAACUACGGACACGGUGGACACGAUGGACACGAUGGACACGAUAGACAGCGAUCUAUUGCCAGAAAUCGAGAGCAAUCCCUCGAAACUUGCGACUACUAGAUUACUCUUAGAGGCGAGGCUUGCCCGGGAGCGUACUAUGGUAGAUCAACCUCAAGACCACCCGUCACCCAAUAUCACCGAGACCGACUUUCUCCCUUGGCCAAAUGAUCCCCCUUACCCCCAUCCAUUGGAGGAGGAUGUAAGCCCAAAAAUCCCUAUUCCACCUAUAAACCCAUACGAUAUAUUGUCGCGUGCUCUCGCCUUCGAGUCGAAGCAUUCUGCCCUCAACGCAUCUGCCAUGAUACUACUCUUAAAGCCGCUCGUACCCGACGACGUUAUCGAUUGUUACCAAGCUGCAGCUAUUCUAAGACAGUAUCAUAUGCGUCUUAUGAGUAUGAAGCUGUUCGUUGAAGCCGCUUUGCUACGUAAUCUUUGCGUUCAGGGUUGGCCCGAUGGUCUCCAAACCUGGGGCGAGAAUUAUACUUCAAUUUUUGCACCGGCGCAAGAUCGUGUCUCAGCUGCUUUCACAUGCUCGAAAUGUCACAAGCCACGCGAAAUUGACCGCUCGGAUACGAAGGGCCCUGGAAUAUGGAAAUGCGAACGUUGCCGCGCCGUGAUGGCGCCUUGUGCUGUCUGCGGACAUCGAGACGCAACGGCUGAUCCUCUUCCACCGUUAACAAUCUCGGAAGGCUUAAUAGCAACCCCAUCGCGUCCCUCCGAAGACCCGAUACUAUCCACAUGGUGGUACUGUCCUGGCUGCUCUCAUGGCGGCCAUGCAAAUUGUCUGCAGGAUUGGCACGCCCCUAUCGCACCCAAAAUAUUACCCUCUCCCGUCUCGUCUACAUACCCAUUGGACAGCCUCUUCCCCGAAACAAACAGUGACGGUUGUUGCCCCUUCGACGGCUGCGGCCAUGCCUGUCUCCCCGGGCGCUGGCGCAACGAGAGCAACGCCGCACGCACAGAGGAAUUAGGCCGCGUCGUCCGCGAACAGACGCGAAACUCCAUCAGCGCCGGCUCCGGAACCGGACCCAAACGCGGCGGCACCAGGGAACGAGCAUCCAGCAACGCCAAUGCCUCUUCUAUCGCGUCGACGCCGUCCGGCGCCAUCCGCGGCGACUCUAUCGAGGUCCCGCAGAGUAGAGCAGUCGACAGUGUGCGGGAGGCGCUGUCUACGCUCGAGGUCGCCAGCGCGAGCGCGAGCGGCGGCAGCGGGAGUACCGGCGGGAUAUUCGCGGGGAUCUUGAGUUCGAGUCCCGCACGCACGCCCGUCGUGGGGAGUGCGAGUGGGCCGGAGCGGAGGAAGAGCGUUAAGUUUGCGGGGCCGCCGGAGGAGAGGAGGUGAUAGGUAAAUUAGGUACUGUUGAAGUUAGGUGUAUAUAUGAAUGUAUGGGGAAGUAACUAUCAACCUUAGGUAGUUGACGGAGAUAGAGGGCGUUGCAUUAGUAUUGGUGUUGCAUCAGCAUUAAGCGGAGCAUAUGGUUGGCGGCGUAGGUGUAGGAGGGAGGUUGUGGUUUACUUAUACCUUCAGGGGAAGACGAUCGGACAGACACCUGUACCGGCUUCGAGUGCUUGGAUAGGAGGUAUAUACCAGACCAUGUACCUCCCUAUGAAUAAUAACAUUAACGGGGACAACUACCUAACCUACCUCCUAUUGAAGCGUUUACUUUAAUGAUUCGAAUGAUUGUUCCAAGCGCAAGAGAAAUAA
Daldinia caldariorum is the source of this 4734-nucleotide messenger RNA. RefSeq lists its product as uncharacterized. NCBI's taxonomy places the organism in Eukaryota, Fungi, Ascomycota, Sordariomycetes, Xylariales, Hypoxylaceae. Bases 349 to 4371 code for a protein of 1340 amino acids. Gene Ontology annotation, biological process: positive regulation of TOR signaling. The transcript has a single exon. Gene Ontology annotation, molecular function: protein binding. The record is from RefSeq and is a predicted model, not a curated record.